This is a messenger RNA of Rotaria sp. Silwood1, 525 nucleotides long. Lineage: Eukaryota; Metazoa; Rotifera; Eurotatoria; Philodinida; Philodinidae. The record is from the annotation of a GenBank genome assembly.
AUGGACGAUCAAAAAUUUCUGUACGUGUCUGAUUCGAAUUUUGAUGAAGUGAUACGAUACGGAGUAGGAGAAAAGAAAGGAACAGUAGUGGCAGGUGGAAAUGGAAGAGGUAAUCGUCUCAAUCAACUUCAUUCCCCUACUUACGUCUUUGUCGAUCGAGAUUAUUCUGUUUAUGUUUCGGACUGGGAAAAUCAUCGUGUAAUGAAGUGGACGAAAGAUGCGCAAGAAGGAAUUGUCGUCGCUGGUGGACGAGGUGCAGGGAAUGAUCUUACAAAAUUAUCAUCUCCUCGAGGAAUAUUCGUCGAUCAGUUAGGUACACUCUAUGUGGUGGAUAGAAUGAACGAUCGAGUGAUGCGCUGGCGCCAAGGAGAGACAGAAGGAGAGGUGAUUGCCGGUGGAAACGGUCCAGGACAACAAGCAAAUCAGUUGAAAAGUUCGGAAGGUUUGUCACUCGAUCGAGAUGGUAAUUUAUAUGUUGCCGACCACGCUAAUAAUCGAGUUCAACGAUUUUCAUUUCAAAAAUAA